GUGUUCCUGGAUGCCGACAAUAACAAGCUCCGCCGAAAUGCGUCAGUCGUAAAGAUUUAGUGAUAAAUAAAACGACUGUAUUUUUGUGUCUUUUUCAAAACAACGCACGUGCCAUCGUAUGUGAAAACCAGUACUCUUAUUUUCCAGUCUCGAGCCAGCUGCGUUAAACUCCGGAGUGAAAUAAAUACAUCUAUAUUUACAUAUUUCUCCGGCAACACGAAUCGGUGGGUUUUUGUUUGUUUGUUUGUUUGUUUAUUUGUGCGGGGAUGGAGAUGUCUAAAGCGGAGCGGCUGAACGAGCGCGUGAGCGAGCUGCUGACGGCGGCGGUGCAGCGCGUGCUGGAGGCGGUGCGGGACACGGUGCGGGAGUACGAGGAGAAGAGCGCGCAGACGCAGAGGGAGAACGAGAGACUGCGGAGGAGAGUGCAGGAGCUGCAGGACCAGCUGGACAGGGACACCGCAGUUUCCCACAUCACUGCCCAGCUCACUGUUUCUCCUCCUCCCACUUCGUCUGGCCAGAAGAAACCGUCAUGCAGUCGUCAGUCGGACACGAUGGCACCGAAAGACAAGCCGUGUUUCAAAGAGGAACCUCCCAAUGACGCGCAAAACGGUUUGUUUCCCGCCGAAAUAAAAACUGAAAUGGAACAGUCAGACUAUCCAGCUGCAGAGGAACCCGUGCUGGAACCCGUUCUCCAAAACACCUACUUCCCCUGCGCACAUUUGCAGUACCACGCGUCUCAGAGCGAGCCGGACUUCCCUGCAGCGCCUCCCUGCAACAACGCGGACACUCUGGACACCUUCGUGGAGCAUUUCCCCUUCGAGGAAGACGGCUGGAGACAGCAGAGCCGGGACGAGCGCCACGUCUGCCUUCUGUGUGGGAAAAACUUUAACCGACUCGCCAACCUCCGCAUCCACCAGCGCUGCCACACGGGGGAGAAGCCGUACACGUGCUCGCACUGCGGCCGGCGCUUCAGCCACAGCGGAAACCUGCAGAAACACAAGCGCGUGCACACGGGCGAGAGGCCGUACCAGUGCCCGCAGUGCAGCAAGAGCUUCUGCCAGUCCAGCCAUCUGAAGAAGCAUCAGAUGGUCCACACGGGCCGACACGUCACCGUCGCCCGGAGGAACAUGGAACUCUGAAGGAACCUCGAAGUGUCAAAAGUAACCGUAAACUGCAAAUCCAGUCAAGUUUGUGUCACUUUUUUCGUUCUGGCUCCGCCCACUGCACUGUUCUGAUGCUGAAAAUUCGUUCAAAGCUCACAAAUUGUGAUCGUGUUUCUUAACACGUAAAACCUUAACACAGUGUUCACAAGGCUACAUAACACCUACAUAAGCCCUUCCUGACAACGGUCACAAGCCUGCAUGUAUAAAACCUUAUUCUAACAAAACUGUGGUCUUUCAUUUUAACGCUACGUGACACCGAUUUUUUUUGUUGUUGUUGAUAUAAGGUCAUUAUUAUACAUUCUGAAACUAUUUGGCGCCUUAAGCUCAAACUUGGAUGCACAGAAGUUUGCACGUGUGCUAUAUUUCUACGUACGUACAAGUGAUCUUGCACAAAAAAUGUCCAAUGGCGUUAAUUCGGCUGAAGAAGAAGCGCUGCUCUUUAAAAACUUUUUUAAUAUUGUUUGUGUAUGUUAAGUCAAGCUACUUGAUUUAAAACAUUAGUGACACCUCAUUACUAAAAAUCGUUGAUAGCUAGCAGUUUGAAAAAUGCAGAAAACUCAUCGAGGUUUAACGUUUGCAGUUUUCCACGUGAGACUCUUCACGUGUCAAUGUUCUCGUUACGCCGACUUACAUACGACAAGCUGACUUCGUAGCUCAGUGAUGUAACGAAACCUCACCGCAGAAAAAUCUCGUAAACUGUAAAUUAAAUUCUAAACAUUAACGGUUAUUAACGUUUGAGCAUUAUUAAUACAUCUUUUAUGAAAAUUUUUGCAUUUACCAAUGUUUUAAAGUCUCUUCUUCUCUGAUGUUCUUUGGCUAAUUAAAGGUGGCUGAAACGAA
Molecule: messenger RNA, 2003 nt
Organism: Pangasianodon hypophthalmus (striped catfish)
Lineage: Eukaryota; Metazoa; Chordata; Actinopteri; Siluriformes; Pangasiidae
Product: zinc finger protein 263
Exons: 2
Coding region: 267-1139 (290 amino acids)
Biological process (GO): central nervous system development; regulation of transcription by RNA polymerase II
Cellular component (GO): nucleus
Molecular function (GO): DNA-binding transcription factor activity, RNA polymerase II-specific; RNA polymerase II cis-regulatory region sequence-specific DNA binding
Source: RefSeq, a predicted model, not a curated record